CGAGUACUGACGCUUCAAUGGUGUAACGAGAUCAUUAUCAAUUCAAAAAAAUAGUUUAAAAUUCACAAAGAAGACGUUUCAGCAUGAAAUCGAUCUUAUUAGCUGCAGUCUAUUUUUUAAUUUUCUCUCGAAAAGUCAAGGCUCAAUUAUUCCCGAUCGACUCGGAUAAACAAGAAAACAUUUACGACAUUUUAAUCUCCACGGAGCGAAAUUCUUUGGACGACUGUUCAACACGCUACUAUCGCUAUGGCAGAGACAAUUUGGCAAGUCCCGUUCUCGGUACGCCCGUUAAGCCAAGUGAAUUUGCUCAUUUUGCCGCCAUCGGAUGGACUCGCGAUGGAAAAGUUGAUUGGGAUUGCGGCGGUUCAUUAAUUUCUGAUAAUUGGGUCUUGAGUGCGGGUCAUUGCACGUAUUCGCGUGAUUCGGGAGCUGCGCCUGAUAAGGCAUUGCUCGGAGAUCGAAAUCCUUAUUCGACAGUCGAUGACGAGUUUGCGCAGCUUUUUGAUAUUGUUCAAGUCGUUGCGCACGAGGAAUAUCGCUCAUCGUUACGAUAUUAUGACAUUGCCUUGUUUCAAUUGAAUGGAAACAUACGACCUCAUAAAACUGUGUUGCCGGCUUGUUUGUGGAGUUCUGAUGAUUUUUUGGAUCUUAAGGAGCUUGAAGCUAUAGGAAUCGGGCAAACGGGUUUCUUUGAAAAUAAAACUGAUCGCUUGGAAAAAGUAACUUUAAAUCCAAUGGAUCUCGAUACCUGUAAAACCUACUACGACCCAUCAAGCGAUCGCAAAAUCCGAAAUGGUCUCAUCGAGCAUCAAAUUUGUGCGCGAGACAAUAAACGCGAGGAAUUACGACAAGAUACAUGCUUGGGAGACUCUGGGGGUCCGUUACAAGUAAAAUUAUUAGCAAAUGGUCGCAUUACGCCAUUUAUCGUUGGCGUAACAUCUUUUGGAAAAGCUUGUGGCUUUGAUGCUCCCGGAGUUUAUACGUCAGUUCAAAAGUUCAGAACUUGGAUUGAGUCGAAAACUGGAAUUUCAUUUGAACCUAGAAAAUGUGCCUUACGAUAUGUCUCUCUCCGUGAAUUCCAACCCGGACUUUUAGAAUUAGCAGAUCGUUCAAGUGACAGUGACACAGGACUCACAUUAGAAGAUUACCGAAGUAAUUGGAUCAACUCAAAAAUCCAUCUUGCUCGAGAUUAUCGUCACAAGGCCUACAUCGGGUCAUAUAAGGGAAACUACAUUCAUUGGUUCUGCGGAGCUUCCUUGAUAAGUGAAAGAUUUUUACUCACAGCGGCCCAUUGUUUGAGCAAACGCCCUGAUAUUGCGUCAGUAGGUGGUUUACGUCCUAACAGCAAUGCCGAGGAUCAUUUGAACCAAAAACGAGAAAUUGACGAGAUUUUUAUCCAUCCCUCGUAUCGCAAUAAUGAAAUCCAUCACGAUAUCGCUUUGAUCCGAUUGAAAGAAGAAAUUGACUUGUCACUGGAUAUCGUUCCCGCGUGCAUUUGGAAAAAGGAAAAGUUACCAACAGACACUUAUGAAGUCGUUGGAUGGGGAUCGCGAACAAGUAACUUGUUCUUUAUUGACUUGCCGGUAUGGGAAGUUGGCAACGAUGAAGUUUUUCCGAUUGUGACGAGCGAAUGUGAUGCAGAAUGUCAAGUUACGAAGACGAAACCGCUGGAAAAUAUCGUCGAUCAUUCAACAAAGGACGAAGUUCGUUACUUGGAAGUCAACUCUACAAUCCUAAGCAACCAAAAAUGCAACGAAUUCUUCCUCAAAAAGAACGGAAAUCGCAUUCUCGACUCGCAACUUUGCAUCCAAAACGAUCUUUUUGCUGUGCCAGGCAUCUGCGAACUCGAUGUCGGAGGUCCCGUGGAGCGGAAAAUUUGGGGAUUUAAUGAAUACGACUCGUACGUCUUUGGUGUAAACUCUUUCGGCAAAAAUUGUGGCUUUGGAACACCUGUUGUGGCUACGCGAGUCUCCUCAUACGCCGAUUGGAUCGAAGAAACUGUUUUAGGCGUCAAACCAAAACAAAAUUCCAAUUUUAUUAGAAAACGGAGCAACGAUCAAAUCGUUUUUGUGGACGAUGAACAAGAAAUUGAGGGAAAUUCGUGUACAAUUCCCGGCGAAAGUACGAAAGGCAUUUGUAAAGAACCCAAAAACUGCCCGGGGGUCGUUGAAAGUUACCGAAAUCGCAGUCAACAAGUCGUUUUUUGUGGAUUUCGGCCGAAAACGACAGUUUGUUGUCCAAAAAGCACAUCUUCUCGGUCAGAGGGUUUGAUGCAAAGUAGUUUAAAGCAAUGUUCGACGCUUUACCGUGACUUGAGACAAGCAGCUACAGGCGCAAAUGGAAAUUUAAAGUAUGAAAACAAUAAAAUAUUUACUCAUACAGCAGCGAUCGGGUUCGCUAAAACGACUGGAAUCGAUUAUCGUUGCUGGGGAGCCUUAAUUUCGGCGGAUUUUGUUGUCACUACAGCUUCUUGUCUUACCCAAGCGAGAUCAACUCCAAAGCAAGUUCGGUUAGGAAACAUCAACUUUGGUCUCUCAAACGAAGAACAAUUGAAGGCUGUUUUGAAGGUUAUCGUUCAUCCCCUUUAUCGUCCGGGCACUUUUUACAACGACAUUGCCCUUUUGAAGUUGGUUUCUCCCGUGAAAUUCAGCAGAAAUGUCAUUCCUGCGUGUCUUUGGCACUCAGAAGACAAAAUUCCCUUCAUUGGCAUCGUUCCGGGACCAUCAGGCACAAGCGAAAUUUCUUACAAAUGCAACCGUCAAGGAAAUUCCAACAAAUGUGAAGCCUUGAACCGAAUUGACGCUGAACGGAAAUUACUGACGAUGCAAAAUGAUGCAUGUCAAAAGUAUUACAAGCCGAGUACGGAGUUGCCGGAUGGUUUGGUGCCGAGUCAAGUGUGUGCCAUAGCCGAAAAAAUCAAUACCACGGAUAGUUGUUUGAGAAAUUCGGGAGCUUUGUAUCAAAAGGGCGUCGAAGAGAAUGGAGUUAUUGUUCCUUAUGUCCUUGGAUUGUAUUCUUACGAUAAAAAUUGUCAUAAAGACUCUCCUGCCGUUUUUACGAGAAUUUCCUCGUUUAUAAAUUUUAUAACGGAAAAUUUGAGCUAAAAAUUAAACAUAAAAAAUUAAUAAAAAUUUUAUUUUAAUUUUAAAAUAAUUUCUUUUUGCGAAAAAAUUAGGUAUGAUGAAAUUCAGCAAAAAAAGUUUAUUUA
Messenger RNA from Culicoides brevitarsis, 3208 nucleotides. RefSeq lists its product as uncharacterized. Gene Ontology annotation, molecular function: serine-type endopeptidase activity. The record is from RefSeq and is a predicted model, not a curated record. The coding region runs from base 84 to 3104 and encodes 1006 amino acids. Lineage: Eukaryota; Metazoa; Arthropoda; Insecta; Diptera; Ceratopogonidae. The transcript has 7 exons. Gene Ontology annotation, biological process: proteolysis.